This is a messenger RNA of Neurospora crassa OR74A, 1996 nucleotides long. RefSeq lists its product as hypothetical. The coding region runs from base 475 to 1818 and encodes 447 amino acids. Lineage: Eukaryota; Fungi; Ascomycota; Sordariomycetes; Sordariales; Sordariaceae. The transcript has 2 exons. The record is from RefSeq and is a predicted model, not a curated record.
ACAACAUCCAACGAAGCCUCCAAGAUACCUAUCAUCAGAUUAUAGGCUGCCUUGGCAGGGCUUGCUAGGCAGUCUGGCGUCAUGGGCUCGCCCUCUCAUGUAUGGUGAAGUAUCACAAUUGGGGCGGUAUGUAUUGUUUUAUAUCGCCUGUUCACCUGCGUACAGCUAGUAUUUUAUCACAGUCGUAAAGGCGGGUGUCUCCCGUCGCGGCUUCCUUCGAUUGAUGGAGUGACUGCUCAAUUCCAAGUCACUUCAGUUGAGAGCCUAAAAGAACGAGAAGCCCAUUGAUUUUGAGUCGUUCUGGAGCCUCUCUCGUCGACUUCAGAUUCAGCUGUUCUGGGUUCAAAGCCUACGACCAUAACAACGACAACCUUCAGCCCUAAAACCAACAGCGGAGACAAGGUUGGUGGAGUAAACGAUCAGAAGCCGGGAUCCCCGAUCCAAACCUCAGCAUCUCCGGAUCCGUACACGGCCAUGGUUUCCUUCCCACAGUGGACCACCUACCCCAUCCCUGGCGUAUCGCUCUCCGCCGGCGGUCUCCUAGCUCUCGCCGACCUCAGCACUGUUGCCCAGCGCACCGCCAUCACCGGCGGCUCCAGCUGGCUCGACAGCCUGCUCCUUGCUCCGGGUCUACACUACCAGCAAGCUGCCGAUGAACUCGCCAAGUGGUCCGCAUCCAGCGCUACCGCCGUUAUCGAUGCCGGGUCUGGGACGGAGCCCAGGCCUAGUAUAACUAGAGGAAAUGGCAGCGAAGAAACUAAGAGUUUGGCGCCGGCGACCUUCCGCAUCAACAAUGCUGCCACGUUAUUGUACCUUCAAAAGAUUGCUCGCCCAGGACAAACGGUCACUUUGGACGUUGGCACUAUUCCGGCUAUCAGACAGCGGCUACGCAUCCGGAGGUCGGAGAGCGGCUUCCAUGCCACGAUUUGGGCGGAGGAUGACUUGCCUGAUCUGGGCUGGUUAUCGCAUGUUUUAUAUCUGAUCAGUCCGGUAUUGACGAUAAUUGCUAUCGUGCUGGUUAUUUUGUUUCAGGAUUGGUGGACCCUGGCCUCUCUUUUAGCUCUAAUGGUCUCCCGCAUCCUCAACAUCUACAUUAUCAAACAGCGCUCCAAACCCUGUCCCAUUUCUUUUCCCCCGUUCCCCUUCCACCCUUUCCACCCCUCUCCAUCCUCAGGCUCAGACCACCACGAACCCAACCCCAUAACCUCCCUCCUCAUUUCUCUUGGCUCCGACUCUCCUAGCCACCCCUCCACCUGCUCCAUCCGCCUCCGAGGGCUCUCGGAAGACCUCUACGCUAUAACCGCCACCGCCUGGCUACGCGCCAAGACCCACGUGGAGGGCUACCUCGAAGCGACGGCAAAGGUUCUGGUGUACAUGGUCGCUGCUUUUUCAGGAAACAUGACGCAGGUCGGGGCGAUAAUCAUGAUGGUCUUGUUGCUGGCUACGGCGGGAUUGUUGGCGUUGAGUAAUGCCAAUGCGAAGAUGUUUAGGGUUAAUGGACGGGUGGUGGUGGGGGAGGGGGGGAGGGUACUCUUGGGGGGAGGGGAAACCGGUGAUGGGAAAGGGAAAGGUAAAGAGAUGACGGCUGGUGGUGGUGAGGUGCUGCAACGACAACGGCGGAAGACGGGUGGGUUGGGGCCAGGGGUGUAUCCUGUUGCGGGUGAAGGGGAUGGAGCUGUUGGAUAUGGGAAUGGGAAGGGCAAUGUGAUUGAUGCGUGGCCAAGCACAAGUGACACGGAAGGAAGGGGCUCUGCUGCUUCGGAUCCUAAUUGGGCUGAAAAGGGCCAGGCUGGUGGUGGUUCUUAUGGUAACAUGUGACUGGUUUCCGGUGAGACUUGGUCGUUUCAUCAUGACAACUGUUUAUAUCUGUUAAGCGUGGCGUUUUGCUGGAAGGCAUUUGGAAGCUGAACGUUGUUUGACCUUGAAUGAAAAGCAAGGCCUCGUCGUAUACGGUCCUCUACUAGUGAAGGAUCACCAGUAGAACCGUGAAUCCUGG